Molecule: messenger RNA, 767 nt
Organism: Prorocentrum cordatum
Lineage: Eukaryota; Dinophyceae; Prorocentrales; Prorocentraceae
Source: the annotation of a GenBank genome assembly
CGGUUCAUGAGGGCCCAGGCUGAGCAGUGCGACGUGCUCGGCUUUGCGGAGACCCACCUGAGGGGGGAGAAGCUCGAGAAGAUGAAGGUUGACAUGUCCAAGGAUGGGUGGAAAGCGAUCGCCACGCCCUCUACGCUCACAGGGCUGGAGGAAGGCCGAGCUCAGCGGUCGGCGAAGGAUCCAUUCGAGGGUUUCUGCCCGCCCACUUGGCAUACGAAGUCGGGGGAUUUGAUAGUUGUUGCAGCCUACCUUCAGCCCAAGUUCGGUUUUCGUGGCCCGAACGAGCGCAUGCUGAUCAGAAUGACAGCUUUCUCGAGGCUUCUGGCAGAUCCUUGGGUGGUCCUGGGCGAUUGGAACAACCAGCCGAGCGAGUGGGACAAGACGAAGUGGCUUCGCAAGCUUGACGGCUCCCUCGUGCUGCCGACGAACGUCGCCACCACCUGCAACCUCGGCCAGGGCACCCCGAUCGAUUACGGCAUCGCCCGCUCGGAUCUCGCGGCCUCCCUGAAGCUAGACGCGGUGGUGGAGGUCCCCUGGGAGACGCACGUUGGCUUGGCCCUUUCGAUCUGCGACGGCAAGUGCAAUUGGUGGAACCGCGUCAUUCAGGCGCCGCGAGAGCCCGCCACAACCGCCAGGCCAAAGAAGCAGGCGGACCCGAACAGCUUGCGGCAGAGGGCCUUGACAUCCCGCCGCAAACGGAAGGAGGCUCUGGACCAGCAGCUCCAAGAGGCCUGCGACGAGAUCCACCGCAUCGAAGAAGACGCCGC